Messenger RNA from Fukomys damarensis (Damara mole-rat), 2292 nucleotides. It is a transcript of the gene Tox2, whose product is annotated as TOX high mobility group box family member 2. Gene Ontology annotation, molecular function: chromatin DNA binding. Gene Ontology annotation, biological process: regulation of transcription by RNA polymerase II. Lineage: Eukaryota; Metazoa; Chordata; Mammalia; Rodentia; Bathyergidae. The record is from RefSeq and is a predicted model, not a curated record. The transcript is spliced from 10 exons. Bases 38 to 1852 code for a protein of 604 amino acids. Gene Ontology annotation, cellular component: nucleus.
UGCUAUUUCUGGCAUUUUUUCUCUUUCUCUGCUGAUUAUGCAGCAGAAUCGCACAGAGGCUGUCGCAGGCGCGUUCUCUCACUGCCUGGGCUUCUGUGGAAGGAGAGUCGGGCUCCUUCUCUUUGGAAGACGCUGGUGCAUUGCAGGUGUGUUUCUGCAGAAGUUUGAUGGUGACAGUGCCUACGUGGGGAUGAGUGACGGAAACCCAGAGCUCCUAUCAACUGGCCAGACCUAUAACAGCCAGAGCGAAAGCAACGAAGACUAUGAGAUCCCCCCGAUAACACCUCCCAACCUCCCGGAGCCAUCCCUGUUGCACCUGGGAGACCACGAAGCUAGCUACCACUCUCUGUGCCACGGCCUUGCACCCAACAGUCUGCUCCCUGCCUACCCCUACCAAGCCAUGGACCUCCCAGCCAUCAUGGUGUCCAACAUGCUGGCCCAGGACGGCCACCUGCUGUCAAGCCAGCUGCCCACGAUCCAGGAGAUGGUUCACUCAGAGGUUGCUGCCUACGACUCGGGUCGGCCAGGGCCCCUGUUGGGACGCCCAGCGAUGCUGGCCAGCCACAUGAGUGCCCUCAGCCAAUCCCAGCUCAUCUCCCAGAUGGGGAUCCGAAGUGGCAUUGCCCACAGCUCCCCGUCACCCCCAGGGAGCAAAUCCGCUACCCCCUCACCCUCCAGUUCGACUCAGGAGGAGGACUCGGAAGCCCAUUUCAAGAUCUCGGGAGAGAAGAGACCCUCAGCCGACCCAGGAAAAAAGGCCAAGAACCCGAAGAAGAAGAAGAAGAAGGACCCCAACGAACCACAGAAGCCCGUGUCGGCCUAUGCACUCUUCUUCAGAGACACUCAGGCUGCCAUCAAGGGGCAGAACCCCAGCGCCACCUUCGGAGAUGUUUCCAAAAUCGUGGCCUCCAUGUGGGACAGUUUGGGAGAGGAGCAGAAGCAGGCCUACAAGAGGAAGACCGAAGCGGCAAAGAAGGAGUAUCUGAAAGCUCUGGCAGCCUACAGGGCUAGCCUCGUCUCUAAGAGCCCCCCGGACCAAGGCGAGACCAAGAGCACUCAGGUGAAUCCGCCAGCCAAAAUGCUCCCGCCCAAGCAGCCCAUGUACGCCAUGCCCGGCCUGGCCUCCUUCCUGACGCCCUCUGACCUGCAGGCCUUCCGCAGCGGGGCCUCCCCCGCCAGCCUCGCCCGGACGCUGGGCUCCAAGUCGCUGCUGUCAGGCCUCAGCGCGUCCUCACCGCCACCGCCCUCCUUCCCCCUCAGCCCCUCGCUGCACCAGCAGCUGCCACUGCCCCCUCAUGCACAGGGCGCCCUCCUCAGCUCACCUGUCAGUAUUAUGUCCCCGGCCCCCCAGCCUCCUGUCCUGCCCGCCCCCAUGGCACUCCAGGUGCAGCUGGCGAUGAGCCCCUCGCCUCCAGGCCCACAGGAUUUCCCCCACAUCUCUGAGUUCCCCAGUGGCUCAGGGUCACGCUCACCUGGCCCAUCCAACCCUGCGGGCAGUGGGGACUGGGACGGCAGCUACCCCAGCGGGGAGUGUGGCGUCAGCACUUGCAGACUCCGCAGACGCAGCCCACCGCCCGCCGCCAGCCCAAAGAACCUGCAGGAAUCCUCUGCCCGCUCACCUGCUUGCUCCAGGGUAGCUGUGGACCCUGCUCCUCGCCUGCACACAACACCCUCUGUCUGGAUGUUGGGCCCCCGCUCAGUGAGCCCUGCAGGGGUCGUUUGCCGACAGAAACCUGCCCCAGCUGCUUGGCCAGGCACCAGCCCAGCCACAGGUGUGCAAAUACGGUUUUGCAGUGUGCCCACGAGAUUCCGAAAUCUACAAACUGCGGGUGCCGUGUACAUAGUCGACUAAGUGUUUUAGGACUGUGCCGAAGACAUCUGUGAGAUUAUUUUGUGUGUGGGGGGGAGUAGUUUCCUUUAAGGUAAAAAGCAUUUUAUAUGACCCUUAGCACAUUUUUUUAAGUUUUAUCUUAAGGGAGACAUGUGCACAAGCAGCCGACAAACCGCUUCUUCAUCUGCGCAGCGAGAACCGGGCAGUUUACAGCCACACUCAGAGGCAUUGCUCUUUAUUAUUUUUUUAAACCCUGUGUGUGUCCAUCUAUUUAAAAUUGCCAACAAUGAUUUUCGUCUAUUUAUGAAGAAAACUUGAGAACAGAGUUGCAGUUUAUCUAAUGUGUGCGUGGUUUGGGGUUUGGUUCUUGACAUUAUUCGCAGCUGUUUUCUGGCCCAGCAAUUGUCCGUCUUGGUGCCCAGUGCUUCUCUCAGAUCUCUUUAUAAUAAAAUGUCCUGAAA